Messenger RNA from Naegleria fowleri, 828 nucleotides. RefSeq lists its product as uncharacterized. The record is from RefSeq and is a predicted model, not a curated record. Gene Ontology annotation, biological process: regulation of cilium movement. The transcript has 2 exons. Bases 1 to 828 code for a protein of 275 amino acids. NCBI's taxonomy places the organism in Eukaryota, Heterolobosea, Eutetramitea, Acrasida, Naegleriidae.
AUGGUUUACAUCAAAGUGAAACAUUCGGAACAGGACAUGUUUAUGUUCGAGGCACACUAUGAGACAGAUCUCGAUACAGUCAUUCGGGGAGUGGCAACCAUCAACAACUUGAGGGUGCGCCUGAAGAAUUUGGUGUCGGAAUUGAAACGAUUGAAAGAAAAGGGACCUCUCUUACCAGAGAAAUCUCUGGAUGACAUGCCUAAAAUUGAGGAGUUGUCAAUCGACGACGAUGAAGAGGAUCAAGCAAAACAAAAUUCGGAACCUAGUUAUGGAAAGCCUAUUUCCGAUCCAAAUCUCGUCUCCACCAUCGAUAAGGUGAUUGAGGACUCCAAUCAAGUGCUAAGUGCCGAGAAGGCAAACAAAAAAAUAUCAGUCUCUGAAAGCGAGUUGUCGGAUUGUAUAAUGAAUAUUAAGGGAGCCAUAACGAUGGCUUAUCCAAUGGGCUUGCCAAACAGCGAUCCAAUUUUGAAUAUUUUAGAUGAAAAGUUUGUGACUAAAGAAAUGUAUGAUCCUGCAACCUGCACCUUAUGGUUCUGUGGCAAGGAGCUCCCCAGAAAUACCAAAUUAAUGGAUAACAAAUCGAUUGGAAGAAAUGACAAGACCCAAAUCAUUGCAAAAUUGGCCAAGAAAGGUUCUGGAGCUCCACCCAGAGAACAACCCGUGUCAGAAGAGGAUCAAAAACGUCUCAUGGCCUACUAUUAUAAAAAACAAGAAGAACACAAAAAGCUCGUCGAGGAUGACGACCUUUCCUAUGUCAAUAGUGGUUGGGCCAACCCCAAAUCUCUUCACUCUCAACUCCAUGGUUUAAACUCGGUGUCUUGGAAAUAA